Messenger RNA from Durusdinium trenchii, 1197 nucleotides. The record is from the annotation of a GenBank genome assembly. Lineage: Eukaryota; Dinophyceae; Suessiales; Symbiodiniaceae.
AUGGGGCGUGGCUGGACGGGCGCCGACGGACUGGCGCCCGCGCGCUUUGCGCGUCCGGUGCGCCAGUGCGGCCAAGCAGCAAGGAGCAGUGGACCGGAGUUUGGGAGACAUGUUGUUUGGCAAGAAACGGGGGAUUUCGUAGCUUUGAGCGAUGACAGUUCCAAGAAAUUCAUAGAAAUUCAAGUGCUCCUUCGAAACUCAAUGGCACUGUUUAGGUCAGAUGGCCAUGCAGGACCUUUGUUGGUGAGUCCUAGUGGCGCACCACUGACAAGCUCCACUUCUGCUGACGGCGGCCCGGACUUGGAGCUUUCACCCGAGAAUGCGGCGCAGGCGCGUGGUGCUGAGGCAAAGGCUCCCGUCCUGCAAAGUGGAAAUCCUUUCCUGCUGCUGGUGGGGGAGCUGGACAAGCAAGUGACCAAAAAGGUCGCCGGCUUGAGGAAGGCUGCGCAAGGACGCUUGCCACUGGUGAGACUCAAUUGCAGCGCCUUGCCCCAAGUCUGUGAAGCUCUACAGAUCGUCUCCUCGCCCACUUUGCUGCUUAUGGCCAAGGGCCAGGUCGUGGCUGCGCUCGAGCAGAUGUCUCCCCAAACGGCGACCGCCUUUGUAGAGAACGUGGCUCAGAUGUUGGGGCUCAAGGUGGAUCUGGCCGAGGCGGUGACCGAGCAGCUGCAGGACGCCGAGCUGCAGGAGUGGAAGGACCUGCCGUCGGCCGAGCAGAGCUUUGGCUCGGUCCUGAGCCGCAGCGAUCUUCCCAACGACGCCCGGGUCCGAGCGCUGGCCGGCCGGGCUCGGUGCCUCUUGAGGCGAAGGGAACCCACGGCUGCGCAGCAGUCGAAGGUGAUGUUGGAAGAGCUGCAAGCAGCUGGCCACGGAGGUGUUCCUGAGGUGAAGCAAGCCGUGGCUAUGCUGUGGAUUGACCAGAAGCAGCAGGAGCUAGGCGAGACCAAUCUGCAGACUCUCAAGGCUGCCUGGGAGGCCAAUCCCACCGAUUUCGCCGCGGUCCAGGCCUACGCUGUAUCCAUCUUUUGGGCGCAUGGGGAGGCCGAGGCCUUCGAAGCGGGGCUCCAGCUCCUGCGUCGGAAGCGCUCCGACGAGGCGAGGCAGCUGGUGCUGUCUUUGGUGGAGGCCUUGGGGCCUUCGCACCCGCGCAGCGCGCCCGCCCGAAGGCCCGGUGAUCGUCCGGUGGGCGGGAUCUGA